Messenger RNA from Suncus etruscus (white-toothed pygmy shrew), 340 nucleotides. It is a transcript of the gene GON7, whose product is annotated as GON7 subunit of KEOPS complex. NCBI's taxonomy places the organism in Eukaryota, Metazoa, Chordata, Mammalia, Eulipotyphla, Soricidae. Gene Ontology annotation, cellular component: EKC/KEOPS complex. The record is from RefSeq and is a predicted model, not a curated record. Bases 29 to 253 code for a protein of 74 amino acids. The transcript has a single exon.
GCGCGCUCUUGAAGCUUCCGCAGUCGCUAUGGAGCUGGUGGGCAGCUAUGUCGACCCGGACGGGCAACAGCAGGUGCUGCGGGUGCCCUGUGAGGCUCCGGACGACGACGACGCCGAGUCUUUCAAGAGCUUGUUGUCGGGCCUGGCCCAGAUGCGGGAGCUCGUGAGAGAGCUCCUCCAGGAUCCUCUGGACCCCAUGGCGGCGGUUCCGGACGCCGAUUCGGCCCAGGCCUCGGACGAGGGUGAGCUCUGAGGGGUCGGGAGGGGAAAGAAAUGAGCCCCUGGAGCCAGAGCACAGCGGGGUGGGCGUUUGCCUUUUUGCACGCAGUCCACCCGGGUU